UUUUUCUUUUCUUCUCUUCAAAUCCCAGCUAAUGUCCUGGAGGGAGAUUCAAUGGAACAGGAUGUAGAAAGUCCAGUAACCAUUCACCAGCCAAAAUUGCCUAAGCAAGCCAGAGAUGAUCUGCCAAAACACAUCAGCAGAGACCGAGCUAAAAGAAAAAUCCAGAGGUACGUGAGGAAAGAUGGAAAGUGCAAUGUUCACCACGGCAAUGUGAGGGAGACCUACCGUUACCUGACUGAUAUCUUCACAACCUUAGUUGAUCUGAAAUGGAGGUUCAACCUGUUGAUCUUUGUUAUGGUUUACACAGUGACAUGGCUCUUCUUCGGCAUGAUCUGGUGGCUUAUAGCUUAUAUCCGAGGAGAUAUGGACCAUAUAGAGGACCCCACAUGGACUCCAUGUGUCACUAACCUCAAUGGGUUUGUCUCAGCUUUUUUAUUCUCAAUAGAGACAGAAACCACCAUUGGUUAUGGCUACCGAGUCAUCACAGACAAGUGUCCUGAAGGAAUUAUCCUCCUUUUAGUGCAGUCUGUGUUGGGGUCUAUAGUCAAUGCAUUCAUGGUAGGCUGCAUGUUUGUAAAAAUAUCGCAGCCUAAGAAGAGGGCAGAGACCCUGGUAUUUUCUACUCAUGCAGUAAUCUCCAUGCGGGAUGGGAAGCUUUGCCUGAUGUUCCGGGUGGGGGACCUUAGGAAUUCCCACAUCGUUGAGGCUUCAAUUAGAGCCAAGUUGAUCAAAUCUAAACAGACCACAGAAGGAGAGUUCAUACCACUGAACCAGACAGAUAUCAAUGUGGGUUAUUACACAGGGGAUGAUCGGCUGUUUCUCGUGUCACCGUUGAUCAUUAGCCAUGAAAUUAAUCAACAGAGUCCUUUUUGGGAGAUCUCCAAAGCUCAGCUGCCCAAAGAGGAACUAGAAAUUGUUGUGAUCCUAGAAGGAAUGGUGGAGGCAACAGGAAUGACAUGCCAAGCCCGCAGUUCUUAUGUGACCAGUGAGAUCCUAUGGGGUUAUCGUUUUACUCCUGUUCUGACACUGGAGGAUGGUUUCUAUGAAGUAGAUUACAACAGCUUUCAUGAAACUUAUGAGACCAGCACACCAUCUCUCAGUGCCAAAGAGCUGGCAGAAUUAUCCAACAGGGCUGAACUGCCUCUAAGUUGGUCUGUGUCCAGCAAACUCAACCAUCAUGCUGAACUGGAAACUGAAGAGGAAAAAAAUCAUGAAGAACAAACAGAGAGAAAUGGUGAUGUGACAAAACUAGAGAAUGAAUCCAAAGUUUAAAAUCUUGGGUGGAGCAUCCCCUUGUCCUCAUACAACCUUUGUUCAUUUCUUUCUUUUUCCCUCAUUUUAAUGUGUUUAAAAAAAAAAAAAAGAAAAAGAAAUCUUCAAGGUGUGAAAUAUCUGCCUGCCCAUUCUCAAACACAGAGCUUCACAAAGCAGUUAAAGAUCUAGUGGCAGUGACCUCUGUUAGUGGUCUCCUCUCAGACUGUCAUACUUUCAAACUCUUGUAGAUUUUAGCUGGAGAUGUGCAUGAGAUCUGUGAUACCAGGUUGCUUAAAAAAGAGGGUCAUAUUUAAUACCUGGAACAUGAAAAGCCAUCUCUAGUGCCUAAUCAUUCUUGUAGUGAGUAGAAAGUAGCUCUAAAUUGUACAUAUUUCAGCAAAUUUCACAGAUAGGGUGAUGUGCUUGCCAAAAGUGGGCAUUGCCUUUCUAAAGCUGUUAUGUUAAAAGAUCUACAGUUUAACAAGACACUGUACAUAUGCCUUAUGUAAUUUUUUUUCUCUUCACACUUAGUGAUAAAACCCAGCAUGUACACAGGUACUGUAGUGAAGACCUAAAUAAUGUACAUAGUUGUGCAACUUAUGUAGGUUUAGACACCUAACUUUAGAAAUAAUUAAAAAAAAAAAAACUACCAAACAUUGUAUAGUAGGAAUUUCUGUUUUAACAUUUGUAUUUCUCAAAUUAUUUUAGUCCCCCUUAAUUAUCUGGCCUUUUGGUGCAUGGCCCUCUCUUCAGUGUUCCACACUGGCAGCUAUUUAAAUCACCUCAAUGUUUCUUUACUGAUCCUUUCUAAAAAGCCAUAGAUCUGGGGGUAGCUGGAAUUAGGAGGUGAAGAAAGCACCACAAAUUUACAGAAUAUUGUAAAAUAUUUACUAAACUAAUCUUUCUUAUUAGGAAAAGCUGUCAUUCUAAAACAGUCUUCAUCUACCAAUCCAUCUACCAACCUGGUUUAUGAUAGUUUCUUGGGAAUAAGGCUAUUUCCCACAUAACCAUCAAUACAUCUUAUCAGCCUUUUCCUUUAAAGAAUAAUAGCUUGGGGAAAAAAAUUUUUUUCAAAGCUUUUUUGUGUCCAAAUAGUUCCAGAAUAAUCAUUUGAAAAUUUUGAAAAUUGAUAUGCUAGUUGUGGGCAUGGUAGACCUAAAGUUAUAGGAUUUCAUGAAAAGAUUCAAUGAAUGACAUUUAUUAAGGUCUUAGUAAUUUUAUUGGUUUUUGAAUGUUUUUAAAAAAAACUAUCUUUACUUCACACACAUUCCUUCACCUUCCAGAUGUUUUUCUAUCACUAAUCACAUAAAACCAAUAUAAAAGAAUAUGACAGUCACAAAGGAUUUGUAUCUGGAUUUUUUUCCCCUGAAAGAACUACAAAUCAAGAAUUAGAUUAUUAAUCUGCAUUACCUUUGAGAAAAUAUUUCUGGAAUUGGGUAGAAGGUUACAAAUCUGACCCCAAAGUCCCCCUCAAUCAAAACAAAAGAACUACAGCCUUAAUUUUUAAAAUUGCAUGUAUAUAUCUUAUCUGCCUAGUCUGAAAAAGAAGGAUUCACUUUUUUUUAAAGUAUUUUUUGUACAGAAUAUUUGAACUAUAAAGUGACAAUUACAGACACACACAAAAAGAAAAAAAAAACUCAGGAGAAACUUAGUGGGCAGGUGGAAAUUUUGCACUGUGACAGAUCUUUCACAUUAAUUUCACAUCUAUAAACUAUCUGUCCCUAAACACAGUGGCCCAUCAUACUUAUUCAUUCAGUGGAUGUGUUUAUUUUCCGCUUUUACAGCUGCACUGUUUGAGAUUCUACAUCAUC
This is a messenger RNA of Sarcophilus harrisii (Tasmanian devil), 3065 nucleotides long. It is a transcript of the gene KCNJ6, whose product is annotated as potassium inwardly rectifying channel subfamily J member 6. Lineage: Eukaryota; Metazoa; Chordata; Mammalia; Dasyuromorphia; Dasyuridae. The record is from RefSeq and is a predicted model, not a curated record. Bases 52 to 1272 code for a protein of 406 amino acids. Gene Ontology annotation, molecular function: G-protein activated inward rectifier potassium channel activity. Gene Ontology annotation, cellular component: plasma membrane. The transcript is spliced from 2 exons. Gene Ontology annotation, biological process: potassium ion import across plasma membrane; regulation of monoatomic ion transmembrane transport.